AUGUCGCUGUUCGUCAGGAUCUUAUGCUUACUUAUGAUCGCCAACAUCGCACUCUGCCAUCACUACUGGUUCGAUAUGCCUGGCGCCCAAAAGUUCAAUGACGGCUCCGACAUUCCAUACGAAGACGAUAUGCCACUUCAAAUGCAAAAACGAUUCCGCAUCAAAUACAUACGAGAACUUGGACGACUUCCUGGUCCACCUCUUAAAUAA
Haemonchus placei is the source of this 210-nucleotide messenger RNA. Lineage: Eukaryota; Metazoa; Nematoda; Chromadorea; Rhabditida; Trichostrongylidae. The record is from the annotation of a GenBank genome assembly.